Messenger RNA from Arabidopsis thaliana (thale cress), 1886 nucleotides. RefSeq names its product uridine kinase-like 5 (gene UKL5). Gene Ontology annotation, biological process: UMP salvage; CMP biosynthetic process; CTP salvage. Lineage: Eukaryota; Viridiplantae; Streptophyta; Magnoliopsida; Brassicales; Brassicaceae. The record is from RefSeq and is marked reviewed. The coding region runs from base 118 to 1389 and encodes 423 amino acids. The transcript is spliced from 12 exons. Gene Ontology annotation, molecular function: uracil phosphoribosyltransferase activity; cytidine kinase activity; uridine kinase activity. Gene Ontology annotation, cellular component: chloroplast.
AUAGAGCGACACUUAUCUUUUAUUUUUAUUUUUCUUCAGAUUUGUUUUUUUGUUUCUUCUUCUUUGAUUUAUCUGAGUAAAAGCUUUUUAAAAACUAACAUAGGAUUGAAGAAGACGAUGGAGAAAUUAUCUAAUGGCGUUAGAGAUCACUGUUUGAUCAGUGACUAUGUUUCUCCUUCAGCUCCUGCUCCUCUUAAACAACCUUUCGUGAUCGGUGUUGCCGGAGGAACCGCCUCCGGGAAGACGACGGUUUGCAAUAUGAUCAUGUCUCAGUUACAUGAUCAACGUGUUGUCCUUGUUAACCAAGAUUCGUUUUACCACUCGCUUACUAAGGAGAAAUUGAACAAGGUUCAUGAAUAUAACUUCGAUCAUCCUGAUGCAUUCAACACUGAGGUUUUACUUUCAUGUAUGGAGAAGUUACGAUCUGGACAACCAGUGAACAUUCCGAGUUACGAUUUCAAAAUCCAUCAGAGCAUUGAAUCAUCAAGUCCGGUUAAUCCUGGUGAUGUAAUCAUCUUAGAGGGAAUCCUAGUUCUUAAUGAUCCUCGAGUUCGUGAUCUCAUGAACAUGAAGAUCUUUGUCGAUACAGAUGCUGAUGUACGACUCUCGAGAAGAAUACAGCGUGACACCGUCGAGAGAGGAAGAAACAUACAGAAUGUGCUUGAACAGUAUACUAAGUUUGUGAAGCCGAGCUUCGAUGAAUACAUUCAGCCGUCGAUGAAGUAUGCUGAUAUAAUCAUUCCACGAGGAGGAGAUAAUGAUGUUGCAAUUGAUCUCAUUGUACAACAUAUUCGUACAAAGCUGUGCCAACACAAUCUCUGUAAGAUAUACUCAAACAUCUUCAUCAUAUCUUCAACAUUCCAGAUCAAAGGAAUGCAUACUCUUAUCCGUGAUAUCAACACAACCAAGCAUGAUUUCGUCUUCUACGCUGACCGAUUGAUUCGACUGGUCGUGGAACAUGGACUUGGUCAUCUUCCUUUCACAGAGAAACAGAUCACAACUCCAACAGGGUCAGUGUACACUGGAGUCGACUUCUGCAAGAGAUUGUGCGGUGUCUCAGUGAUCAGAAGUGGAGAAAGCAUGGAAAACGCUCUAAGAGCUUGCUGCAAUGGGAUUAAGAUUGGUAAAAUCCUCAUUCACAGAGAGAAUAACGAUGGUCGUCAGUUAAUAUAUGAGAAGUUGCCAAAAGAUAUCUCAAGCAGACAUGUCUUCCUCCUUGACCCUGUUCUAGCAUCAGGCUACUCUGCAGUUAAAGCUAUAACUUUGCUUCUAAGCAAGGGAGUUCCAGAAUCACAUAUCAUCUUUCUCAAUCUUAUAGCAGUAACUAAAGACCAACCAAACAAACCUCUUGUCCAUGUUUCUCUCUGUAAUCAUCAUUAUUAUUACUAACACAAGAAAAAACCGCAGGCACCUCAAGGCAUCCACGCGCUUUGCAAGAAAUUCCCGAUGCUAAAGAUUGUGACAUCGGAAAUCGAUUCAUCUCUCAAUGAGGACUCACGUGUGAUUCCAGGCUUGGGAGAAUUUGCAGACCGUUACUUUGGGACAAACAACAUUAAUUCAAAAGUAUCAAGCUUGUCUACAAAUCUCAAGUUAAGAAGCUAAAACAAAGAUAUGCUCUUCUAUAGUUCCAACAAAGCCAUGCCUUCAUCAUCAUACUAAACUUGAAUAACCUACUGAUUCAUCCUGAGUUUCUCCAAUCUUCAUUCUCUUGUUUAGCUAAUAUUUAUCCUAUUUCUAUCAAUAACUCUAUCUAACAUCACAUUGAAACACAUACAUUUCUUUUUGGGUAGACUAAUCUCCAAUCUUAUAGUUGUAUAUGCUAAUAGCUACAUUAUUGAUCUAUUUUGGCAUAGAACAUCAACAGGAACUAAACAUCUCAUUCCAUU